Molecule: messenger RNA, 2907 nt
Organism: Thunnus maccoyii (southern bluefin tuna)
Lineage: Eukaryota; Metazoa; Chordata; Actinopteri; Scombriformes; Scombridae
Exons: 2
Coding region: 1-2907 (968 amino acids)
Source: RefSeq, a predicted model, not a curated record
AUGUCUGUGUCCACAAUAAGCCCCUUUGGAUCCCAGAACACGUUCAUGGUAACGUCACAGGCUCUUCUUCCUGUAGUCAACAAAUUUUUUGAUCAGAUAUCGCCAGCGGAGUGGAUCCUGUUGGCCGCAGGCAUUAAACACCCGGCCACAGAGGCCACUCUUGUCAACAUGCUUGUUGAAAUUGUCCAAGCACUGUCAGCGGCAGUGCUGAGAGUUGUGGUGCCCAUUUUUCAGGAGCACCUUUCAAACACCACGUCUCCAGUUGAACUGGAGACAUACAAUACUCACCUGGGAGACUCCCUCUCCCAGUGUUUCUCAACCGCUCUUGACGUCCCACAAGUGAGAAGUCAGAGCAUCCUGGAACUCUCGACACUAAUUGAAAAAGAAGUGUCUGAGAGGAUCAGGUCUGUUUUAUCCACCGCCGCCAACAGUACCUGCUGGCCAUCAGAGCCGGCCGUGUACGUGCCACCCACCAUGUCCAACAGCAGGAACCUUCAUCGCAUGGUGAGUCACGCUUUCACUUGUCUUAAAGGACUCUUACAUAGGAUGUGUUUGCGCCCAAAAGACAUUGAGGUGGAGAGAUGUCAAUCCAUUCAGAGUAUCAACUCUGACAUCAGCGUCCCCUCAGUGACCAAAGCAGUGAGUGACAUCCUACAAAAAUGGUCCAGUGAUACAGUGAGCCACACAGAAGAGGCUGAAACUUCUCUCGUGCCACUCAGUGACUCUCUGGAGGCUCAUGAUGCAGCGUCUGAGAUCGUCACAAUGAUCAGUGAAGACCUGCAGCAUCCUGUCUUCGGAGAUAUUAUUUGUUGCAGUGAGAGAAGCUCAUCCAGACCUCGUUAUAAUAUCAGACUCGCCCUCGAUAAGGUGAGGGACUUUUUUGCCGGACAGGCCAUACCACCAGAAGACGCCAUACAAGUCCUGCAUAAACACACCUUUUUUAAGAUUGCCAGAAAUCAGUUCCAGACCACAAUGGAAGAACUGAAGAGUGCGUUUCAGUGCAAUGACACAGACUUUGUCAUAAGUCUGAAACAGGAUUCAAGCAGGUCUCUGCUGAGAAUCAUGGAGGAAGUCGAGGAGGUGACCUUGCCUGGGGCUAUUCCAGAGCCUCCCAGGCCUGAGUCUAGACCCGCCAGCAGGACUACAAUGACCAGCUUCGGAGAUCUGUCAUCUCCUCCGUUAGACUUUGACACCAUCAAGAAUGAUCUCGACGACUUGUUUGAUAAAUCAGACCUGCAAGGUGCAACAUGUACCAGCAACAAACUAGAAAAUGUCGCGCUGGCUGAAGAGAUCAGGAAGUUUUCAAGAGAACUGACGGAUAAAAUGUACCAUCACCUUAUGAAUGGCCAGAUGUAUCAGAUCCCCAUCCUGCCAAUGGGAAGAAGUCUCUCUGACUCUGUCAUCUCAGAGCGCACGUUCAAAAUAGGCACCACUCGCCCCAACUUUUCUCCUGAAGUCCUGUAUGCAAUGACAGAGGACGCAGUAGGAAAGUUCUGUCAGCUGAUGCUCCACUGGCUGGAGAAAGAGCCGUCAGUGAGAAGAAGUUACGAUGAGAAAGUGUGCGGUGCGUUUGCUGAGAUUGAUGACCUGAUAACAAGAUCACUGACCCCAACAGAAGAAGACAACAUCAGGCCAGACUCCCCUGAAGCCCCGACUUCACAAGAAGUGAUCUUCGUCGGGCCAGAGUCCCCUGAAACCCCGACUUCACAAGAAGUGAUCUUCGUCGGGCCAGAGUCCCCUGAAACCCCGACUUCACAAGAAGUGAUCUUCGUCGGGCCAGAGUCCCCUGAAACCCCGACUUCACAAGAAGUGAUCUUCGUCGGGCCAGAGUCCCCUGAAACCCCGACUUCACUAGAAGUGAUCUUCGUCGGGCCAGAGUCCCCUGAAACCCCGACUUCACAAGAAGUGAUCUUCGUCGGGCCAGAGUCCCCUGAAACCCCGACUUCACAAGAAGUGAUCUUCGUCGGGCCAGAGUCCCCUGAAACCCCGACUUCACAAGAAGUGAUCUUCGUCGGGCCAGAGUCCCCUGAAACCCCGACUUCACAAGAAGUGAUCUUCGUCGGGCCAGAGUCCCCUGAAACCCCGACUUCACUAGAAGUGAUCUUCGUCGGGCCAGAGUCCCCUGAAACCCCGACUUCACAAGAAGUGAUCGUCGUUGAGCCAGAGUCCCCUGAAGCCAGCAAGACGCUGACUACAACACCCUCUACAACAUAUAAGGAAUUAACUCCAAGUGACAUUAGACAGCCAGACUUCUGCUUCAGCAAUGACAUCUGUGACCGCUUGAAUGUCCGGCUACAUGUAGAUAGCCGGACUUUGGCCUCAAAAAAUGUACCUGAGCGAAAGCCAACAUCCGAUUUAGUCUGGGAAGAAACAAAGGGCUUUCGCCCAGGAACUUUGGCGUCUUCCUCCACUCUGGCGCCACUUUCCAUUAAGUCCAGUAAAGGUCAAUCAUCAUCAGGAAGAGACAAGCUGACAGCCUCGACAGUGGACAACUUUGUCUGUGCCCUGGUCAUAAGGUUGAUUGGGCGAAUCCCUUGGAAAGUCAAGAAAGACAUGAGAAUUGAUAGUAUGAACGCCAUCAUCAACCGUGUCUCAGAAAGAGCACAAGCAGAGGGCAUCAUGAUGCUUCCUUCUCUCUCAAAAGCCAAGGACGUCAAGAAGGUCAAUAAAGCGGUUAUAAAAGAUCUUCUUCAUCAGUAUAAGACUCCAAAACAGUUGUUGAAGGCGGCACUAGCAAAAGAUGAUCCAACUUUCACCAGUUCUGUUGUGAAAUAUCUAAACAUCCAUGUGAAAGCUUUGGUUGACCCUCCUCCGAAGAACUCCAAGGUGGCCACCUUCUUCAAAGCUGUGGGCAAAGCGUUAGCCAAGCCCUUCAGGCUGUGCUUUAUGGACACCAGCGACGACUAA